Messenger RNA from Penaeus indicus, 4905 nucleotides. RefSeq names its product protein sax-3-like. The coding region runs from base 330 to 3572 and encodes 1080 amino acids. The record is from RefSeq and is a predicted model, not a curated record. Gene Ontology annotation, biological process: cell-cell adhesion. NCBI's taxonomy places the organism in Eukaryota, Metazoa, Arthropoda, Malacostraca, Decapoda, Penaeidae. The transcript is spliced from 4 exons. Gene Ontology annotation, molecular function: protein binding.
GCCGUGCAGAGUGGAUGAUUAUUCCUUGUUACGCGCGGAGAAUGUCUCAGAGCCCGCGCCCGUGAAGUGUCUGGCGCUCUGCUGUUCGGCCCGGCGAGUGGGGUUUACUUCUCCGGUCGUUCUCCGGCUUUCAGAACGGACGAGUGAUUUACGUUAUACUUAAAAAAUAUAUAGAAGGAAUAGUAUGCUUGUGGAGCCCAUUGGAGUGGCCAAGCACGUGGCGAAGUGAAGUUGAAAUUAUGAAAGGAAGAUUCAGGCUUUGCAGUGUGGCGCGGAAAGCGAGUGUGGAUCCUGUGUGAAGGAGGGAAAAGUUGUUUUCUUGCUGAAACAUGGAAGGGCUGUAUCUCGUGAUCUGUCUUCUGGCCGGGACGCUGGCAGAACAGGGUCAGCCAGUGAUCAAGGAGCACCCGAGCAACGUGGUGGCGCGGCGCAACGACCCCGCCACCCUCAACUGCGCCGCCUCCGGUGCCACCCGCAUCCGCUGGUACCGCGACGGCGAAGAAGUAACCACGUCGACGCAGGACCCGCGCUCCCACCGGGUCGUUCUACCGUCAGGCUCGCUGUUCUUCCUGCGCGUGGCCACCUCCAAGAGGGACAGCGACGCCGGAACCUACUGGUGCGUGGCCUCCAACAGCCACGGCGCCACGCGCUCCCACAACGCCACCCUCACCGUGGCCACGCUCGCCUACGACUUCCAGAGCCAGGCCGACCCCGUGGUGAGGGCGCGCGUCGGGGACUCUCUGGCCCUGCCGUGCCGCCCGCCCAAGGGCUCUCCGCCCCCCGAAGUCACCUGGCUCAGGGACUCCCACGAGGUCACCAACUCCAGCCGGAUCUCCGUGACACAAGCGGGCGAUCUUGUCAUCAGUCAGGCCGUCGAGGAGGACUCGGCCUCCUACGUGUGUCGCGCCCGCAACGCCGCGGGCGCCCGGGAGUCCACGCCCACCAAGCUCACCAUCAUGACGCCGCCCUGGUUCGAGGAGCGUCCGGCGAACGUGACCGUCGCGUCGGGCGUGGUGGUGGAGCUGGCGUGCCGCGCCCGAGGCUCGCCCACGCCCACGGUCACCUGGCGGCGUCUCGACGGCAAGAUGCCGCUCGGCCGCGCUAUGAUCGAGGACCAGCGGCUGGUGCUGGACCACGUGGCGGCUGCCGACUCCGGCGUGUACGUGUGCGAGGUGGAGAGCGAGGCAGGGAUCGCCGCGGCCAGGGCCACUCUCACCGUGAUCGACGCCCCCGAGUUCGCUCAGCGGCCGCAGGAUAUUCAGGUGGUGGCUGGCCAGAGCGCCAGGCUCUCGUGCAAGGUCGAGGGCGACCCCAAGCCUCUCCUGCUGUGGCGGCUUCCCACCCAGGACAGGACUGCCCUGCUCGCCGCGGGACAGAGCAGCGGCCACGCCUCCGUCGCCGACCAAGGCCAGACUCUCCUGCUCGGUGACGUCAGCACGCACGACAGCGGAGCCUACUACUGCUGGGGCGUCAGCAGCGGCGGUGGCGUCAGCGCUCGCUCAGAGGUGGUGGUCGUGGCGGCGUAUCCCCCUCCUGUGAUAGGCGUAGGACCCCAGGAUCUUACAGUAUCCCCAGGUAGUGUGGCCACUUUCCCCUGUGAAGCUGUGAGUGAGGCUGCCCCUCCUGCUAUUUCCUGGUGGUAUCGUCCAGCGGUUCAUUUGCCAGCAAGACAGCUUUCAGAAGGAGGAAAUAGCGGCAGGGUGUCCCUUCCAGCCAAUGGCGCCCUCAUCCUGAAGGACGUCCGGGCCGACGACACCGGCAUCUACAGCUGCCACAUCAGAGCGGACACCGGCAGCGUGGAGCAGGCGGCGGUCCUGCGGGUGGAGGACGGCGCCCAAGACGCGGCUUCGUUCCUGCUGCCGGCGCCGCCGUCCAAGCCGCGCCUCAUGGCUGUCAACCAGACCGCUGUGCACCUGAGCUGGCUACCCAACUCCCAGAUGGGCGGAGGUUCCGACCAGACGUACACGGUGGAGUUCUGGCGCCAGGGCUGGGAAGAGUGGCGGGUGGCGGACGCCCUCAUUUCGCAGGAGUCGUGUGUGGUGGGCGGGCUGACGCCUGGCCACACCUACACCUUCCUGGUCCGUGCGGUCAACUCGCGAGGGGCGUCGUUCCCGAGUCCCUGGUCCGACCCGGUCACGACCCGCUCUCCCCGCGACCCGAGUCUCACGGAGGACGAGGUCCGUCACGUCCGCCGCCGCCUCUCGCGCCCCGCCGUCACGCUCACCGACGCCACAGUGACCUCAUCCAGUGAUAUUGUCCUCAACUGGAAGUUCCUAACAUCGACAGAAGAGUCAGUGGAGGGUGUCUUGGUGUAUGCUGUGAGUGAAUCGGGCGCCGUGCAAGUGGCCACCGUCCUGGGUUCCUCGUCCUCCUCGCACCUGCUGCAUGAACUGAAGCCCAACACACAGUACACCUUCUUCCUCGUCCCUUUUUGGCACAGUGUUGAAGGCACGCCGUCGAACUCCCAGUCACUGAAGACUCCUCAGGACGUUCCUCUGGUAGCUCCUGGAGAUGUUCGGGUGUCGACGCGCGAGGAAGGCGCUGUACUCAUCACGUGGUCCACUCUCGCCCCGGAGGAAGCCCGAGGGAAGAUCAUUGGCUACCAGGUCACCCUUAGCCACAACGGAACCCACACAACGAAGACCGUGACCAACCCUUGGCUGGAGGCUAACGACCUCGUGUCAGGUCGACUGUACACUGUCCGUGUUGCUGCCCUCACGGAAGCUGGUCCUGGCCCAUUCACCGCUCCUGUGCUGAUGGAUGCUGGACCCUCUGACGCCCAGACACGCCACCAAGAUGAUGAGGACGACGGCUCUGUCUUGUACGCUCCGCCACAAACGGCUUGGCUGGUGUACCUGUUGAUUCCGGUGGUGCUGUUGUUAUCUGUCAUUACGCUGUUUUACGUGAGGCGUUUACGGGGGAAAUCAACGCCCUCUAACCCGCCUCACGCCCCUGCCCUCUAUCAGGACCCGUCCCUCUACUCAGCCCACCAUUCAGUCAACAUGUACGGAGAACAGAAGCUGUGGCGGCCGUCGGAUAGCGAUAAAGAUUCCAGUCUCUCCUCGAAGCGGCUCCUCCAUCCCGACCAGCCAGCGAACGAAUACGCAGAACCGAAGAUCCAGCGAGUCAACGACAUGACGGAGCCCUAUGCCACAACAGCGCUGAUAGAGCCGUCACCGCCAGGCAUGAGUCAUGGGCCUCCUCGGCAGCAUCACAGCGAUGAUUCGGGAGUGCAGGUGAACUGGGCCGCCAUUAUCCCGCCCCCGCCGAGCUGUCCUCCUCCACAAAACUUCGACCUGGGCGAUCCGAUGGGCGUGACCAGCGACCCUCUGGGUGUCAGGAUGGUAUGUCCCACAACUGCCAUGUAUGGGGGGAGUAAGAGCAGUGGAUCGGACCAAUACGAACACGCCUCUGACGGAAGCAUGGAUAAGCCGUGUGAGAUGAUUAACCCAGGGAAGAACAGAGACAGAUUCCUCACCUUCAACUCCCUUCAGGCGCGUGGCUACCGCCAGGUCCCGGUGGAGGCCCGGCCACAGCAGCCUACGGAUCCUCCGCGCAACAAUACCCACUGAUGGCGGGACUCUUGAGGAUCGGACGUCUAACGCACGACUCUCCAUCCUCUCGUUAUAUUACCAAAGCUUUAUCAUGAUGCUUAUUAGUCUAAUUAGUGAUGCUUUGUGCAAAAGGUCUGUGAUGAACACAAUAUAAUAUUUGUUGAGUGGUUGUAACAGUCCCAUAGGUGACGACUUCCUACAUAUUAGUAGAAAGUUAGUCCCGUCUGCAUUGAAGACAUAUUUGGUGACGAGCGUUUUCGAACCAUAAAAGCGAUGCUUGAAUAUUGAACCACAUGCUUACUAGAUGCACAGUGCUCCUAUUAAUGUGCUGUAAAUGCCAGUAGGUUUUGUACAGUUUUAAUAAAUGCUAACGUUUAUUAAGAGCAUUACAAAACUUAGUGAUACCUUCUUUAUGUCAAACGUCCUUAAAGCGACCAGUGAUAUAUAUUCAGAAAUUCAGUGAAGACUUUCAAACGCUGUUUGUGUCUCCAGUACGGAAAGUUUAAAUAUUCCGCAACCUUUACAGGAAUUAGUGGUGUCCCAUACCUGUCAGCUGGUCUUGUCACGCGUUGUGAUGGUACUCAUUCAUUAGAUCGACGAAAAUGUGAAAAGUAUCCUCUGGGAUAUUAUCAAAGUUGCAAGUGUUCCUCAACGGAAGAACGUUUACAGUUGCAGAAGUGACCGUUCCACGUUGCUGAAUCCCCCCAAUCCCUCCCUUCUCCCGGACGUGAAUCUCUGUCGUUAUCAGGGCUUCCUCGACACAAGUGGCAUGCAUCUUCUAAUCAUUAACUGCAUCGCCAUCCCUCCGUAAUGCUAAAGAUUGCGUGUCACCCAGAUGUCAACGAGUUCUCCUAACGUCAUUUGCAUGCCAGAACGGGAAGGGAGGACGUGGUCAUACGAGAAAUCAAACACAAAAAAAGGACUCCACACUCAAGCAGAAUCACCAUCUGCUUCAGUGACGUAUCGGUACCUUGACUGUAAACUCGUGUUGUGGCUAGUGGUAAUAGACUAGCAUCCUUCCAAUAUGCCAUAGUCAUAGUAACUAUACCCUUGUGGUCAUAGAUUCAACACAGAUUUAGUGAAAGUACCAUAGCAUAGUUUCCCAACACUGCCGUAGUGAUAAACCAGUGAUUUGGCUUGAAGUAGGUCCUACGCAUUAACUCUGGUACUGUUUGAUGGUUAGCCCCAAAUGUGUCUAGUAAUUAAAUUGUUCCCAAAUUCCCAUUAAAGGUGCAAUUGGCUGUUUGUUAAUAAUAGUACCAAUGUAAUAUGUUCUAUUUCCCUAGUCAACCAUUGUAUAUAUGUAAGUAAGAAAUCUAUUUUUGUAUAAUAAAAAGCUGUUAUGACUUAA